GCCUGUUGGGCUCUCGACAACCGCUGUUAUUUGCCAAAUACUGGGAUUGUGUUGGACAUUUUUCGGUGUAUUUGUGAGAAAAAGCUGCCAAGGUGUCGGUGUCGAGCAGCGUUCUGCCCGGGGCCAUAACGAUGAAGAUGCUGGCACCGCACGACGGGCCUGAUAUUGCGCCCGUCGACUCUUCCGGCGAAUGGCACACCGCGACGAUCUGGCUGAUAGUGGUGGGCGCCGGGGGGCUGCUGCUGGCGGGGCUGGGCGCGGCCGCGUGCUGGCUCGCGAGGCGCCGCAGCUCGCUCGCGCACAAGCUGGGAGGCAAACGAGGUCCCGACAAGGCGCUGGUGUUCCAGCCCCCCCGGCGGGCCACCGCGGUACGGUCCCCGGGCUCCGCCACGCACUACCUCCGCAAGUCCCCGUCGCCGACCGCCCCGGCGCCGCCCUCGGCCUCCCCGCCGCAACCGCAGCCCCCGCCGCAGAACCCGGGCUCGGGUCACAACAGUCCCCACUCUCCGACCGCACCCGCCGAGCCAGCUCCCCUCAGCAAGGAGUUAGCUGACGCCAACGCCACGGAGAAGGUCAAGCCAACUGAGCCGGACACCAACGACGGCAGGCUCGGUGAUCUCCACUUCAAACUCAGAUAUGAAAACGAGAGGAAUGCUCUGGUGGUGUCCGUGGUCUCCUGCCAGGGUCUGCCGGGCCGCGAGCCAGCUGGACCAGACCCCUACGUCAAGCUGCAGCUGUUGCCUGAUAAGCAGCAUAAAGUCAAAACCAGAGUGGUCCGCAAGACUCGGUGCCCAGUGUAUGACGAAGACUUCACAUUCUACGGACUGGGGCCCAACCAGCUUGCUGAGAUCACUCUGCACUUCGUCGUCCUGAGCUUUGACAGAUAUUCCCGCGACGAGAUCAUCGGCGAGGUGAUAGCUCCUCUGUGUGGGCUUCAGCUGCAAAGCGGAGAGGCCAUGGCGCUGUGCCGGGAGAUCCAGCCUCGCAGCCUGAAGAUGCGCAGCGUGGGCCGCGGCGAGGUGCUGGUGUCGCUGUGCUGGCAGCCGGCGGCGGCGCGCCUCACCGUGGUGCUGCUGAAGGCCAGGAACCUGCCCAAGAUGGACGUCACCGGCCUCGCAGACCCCUACGUGAAAAUGUACCUGCUAUACAACGGGCAGCGCAUCGCCAAGAAGAAGACGCACGUGAAGAAGAGAACCCUGAACCCCGUCUUCAACGAGUCGUUCGUGUUCGAAGUGCCGGCCGCCCCCAACGCCACGCUGGACCACGUCUCCUUGGAGCUACUCGUGUUAGAUUGGGAUCGUGUCACCAAGAAUGAGGUGAUCGGGCGCCUGGAGCUGGGCGCGGAGGGCGCGGGCAGCGCGCGCCACCACUGGCGCGAGGUGCAGGCGGCGCCGCGCCGGCAGAUCGCCGACUGGCACAAGCUCAAGGAGUGA
Amyelois transitella is the source of this 1433-nucleotide messenger RNA. RefSeq names its product synaptotagmin-4 (gene Syt4). NCBI's taxonomy places the organism in Eukaryota, Metazoa, Arthropoda, Insecta, Lepidoptera, Pyralidae. The record is from RefSeq and is a predicted model, not a curated record. Gene Ontology annotation, biological process: regulation of calcium ion-dependent exocytosis; vesicle fusion; calcium-ion regulated exocytosis. The transcript has 10 exons. The coding region runs from base 132 to 1433 and encodes 433 amino acids. Gene Ontology annotation, molecular function: phosphatidylserine binding; SNARE binding; calcium ion binding. Gene Ontology annotation, cellular component: membrane; axon; synapse.